GUCGGCGGUAUAUUUUAGCGAUAAAUCCGAUAAAUGGCAUUGAUGUAAACAUAAAAACCCAGCUAGUGGAAUUGACGCGAAAAAAUGCUAUAGCGGUGACGGUGUACUAUGCGACCAUAUAAAUAUCUAAGAUUACAUACGGAAAAAUGGAAGCAGUAUCGAAGAUUCCCCUGAUAUUGUCUGCCUUGCUUGUCGUCUUUGUUUUUGCCGCUGCCGCUGCCACAACCUCCCAGCCUGGGUCUGGUUCCGGGUCCGGCAGCAGCAGCUGCCUCACCACCUACAGAAGCAAUGCAGAUGCGGCUGUAGCCCAGCAACACCACCUGCAGCCACACCAAACACAGAUAAGGGCCAGGACACGGUCCUGGCAGGAGCACGAGUUCUCGCUAUUGGGCUACAAAUUCCAUCUGCCAUUCGUGGGGCAUGCGGUGGAUGCGGAUCUAGAUGAUAGUGAGAGUGAUGGGGGAUUGUGGCUGGACGAGCUGGAUGAUGCCGAUGAGGCCACAGAGGAGAUUGAGGAGCACGAGCUCGGCUCCGACAGCAGCGUAGUAACAGCCGACAACGUGUUCAGGCUGAGGUGCCAGCAUGUCGGCCUUGCUAGCGUCAAUCAGGAGCUGUUGUCCAGAAGGAAUGCCAACAUCAACUAUCAGCAGCUAAUGCUUGACCAUGUGCCUGCGGAUGAUCGAGUGCAGCUGCAAAAGCUGCAGCUGCAGCAGUUCGAGAAUGUCAUAGAGUUGUCCUGGCUGGAGAGCGGAUUGCGCGAUGAUCCACUUAAGGAGGUGCUGCUCGCCAAGGGGCAGCCGCACCGCUUCGAGCAGAUGGAGCGUUUAGAUCUCAGCGAGAAUCGCUUGGAGUGCCUCCACUGGGCCCUGCCGCAGGCCAUGCAACACCUCAAAGUACUUAAGAUGAGCGGAAACCUUCUGGACAACAACUGCAGUCUGAUCAAUCUGCAGCAUAUGGGCCAUCUGCAGGAGCUGCAUUUGGACAGGAAUGGCUUCAGGCUGCUGCCGCAGCACUUUCUGGGCCAAUUGAACGAAUUGCGGCUGCUCAAUCUCAGCCAGAAUCGGCUUGCAGAGCUGCCACGCAACAUUUUCGAAGGUGGUGUGCAGCUGGAGAGGCUCUAUUUGUCCAAGAACCGGCUGAGCGUACUCCCCUUUCAGCUCUUCCAGACGGCAGGCGACCUCCAAAUGCUGGACCUCAGCGACAAUAGUCUGCUCUCCUUCCCGGACAACUUCUUUGCACGAAACGGCCAACUGCGACAGCUGCAUCUGCAGCGGAAUCAGCUGAAAUCCCUGGGCAGACACAGUCUGUACAAUCUGCGGGAGCUGCGGCAGCUAGAUCUCUCACAGAACUCACUGACCAGCAUCGAUCGCAAGGCGUUCGAGUCGCUGGGCCAACUCCUGGCCCUUAACAUCUCGGGCAACAACCUCACGACACUGUCCUCCAUCAUCUUCCAGCCGCUGCAUGCUCUGCGGCAAAUGGAUCUUAGUCGGAACCAGUUCAAGCAGCUGCCCAGCGGUCUCUUCCAGAAUCAGCGGGCCCUGGCCCUGCUCCGCAUCGAUGAGACGCCCAUUGAGCAUUUUUCCAACUGGAUAUCCCGCACCGAUGAGUCGCUGGUGGAUCCGCAGAUACUGCAUCGCCUGCGAUAUCUGUCGCUGCAGCAGAAUCCCCAGCUCACGGAUCUGCCCGAGACGCUGUUCGCCAAUGCCCGCAAUCUGCGCGAACUGCUGCUGGCCGAGAACGGUCUGCGUCAUCUGCCGACACAGAUCUCGGGCCUGUCGCGCCUGCAGCGUCUUAGCUUGCGUGGCAAUCGUUUGAUCUCCCUGCCCGAGGGCCUCAAGGAGCUCAGCCAGCUGCACUACCUCAAUAUACUUGGGAACGAGUAUGAAUGCGACUGCAGCAUGUACUGGCUCACCGCCUGGUUGGCCAACUCGAGCACCAGCCUCCGUCGACUGCCCGCCACGCAUCCCAGCCAGACGCCUCUGGACUCUUACGAGAGCAUUGAUGACCAGAUCGAUGCGUUGAAGUGCCAUUAUGGCUAUCCCGGGGACAUGCUGCGUGUCCUCAGCAAUCUAAACUGUACCGUACCCGUGGCAGUGCAGUCUUCCGAGCCGAAGAUGCAUCUACUUCUGACCACCGCCAAGUUGGAGUGCAACAUAACGGGCAGCCCUGUGCCAGAUAUUAUUUGGCUGACGCCCCGCAAUAAGAUCUUGCGACAUCAUGCCGAUCCCGACAAGCGACCCAUAAUCAUCGAAAGCAAUGAGGAGGAUCGCCGCCUGCCGCCAAGCGCCCAAGAGCUGGCUGCCUUGAUGGACGAGAGCUACGUUCAAUCCAUGAACUUUACGCGACAACAGAGCCUCUACGGACGCCAUGUGGUGCUGAUGGAGAACGGAUCGCUGCUGGUGCACAAUAUCUCGCGGGUGGACAGCGGUCUCUACACCUGCUAUGCAUUCAAUGUAAUGGGCAAAGCCUCAGCGGGUAUACGACUGUAUAUCGAUCCGAUUGUGUUUUAUCGGGUGAAGAUUGGCAGCUUGAUUGCGGGGGCCGCGUCGGCUGCCGCCUUUUUGCUGCUCACCCUCAUAGUGCAGGGUGUGCGGAGCUGCCUCUCGCGCUGGGGCAUCUGUGAUCGUUUUUAUUGCUGUGCCAAUCGUAACAAAAAGUCGCCGAGGGCGCGUCAGAUCUAUGCGAUGCUCGACAACAUUGAGAGCUACAAGAGCCAGCAGCUGGAAAGACUGAGGGAGAACUAUGCCCAGCAGGUGCAUCGCAUUCGGGAGAACUGCGCCCAGCAGGUCGAAUGGAUAUCGAGCAGCUACACCUCCCAGGCCAAGCACAUUAAAGACUUCCGGGACAUUGGCUCGAAUCAUUUGACGGCGCUGAAGGAUCAGUACAACGAUCAAGUGAAGAAGGUGCGCGACUACUCCACGGGCCAGUUGAGCUGGGUGCGGGAAAAUUAUGUCUUCCAGCGGAACAAGAUCCGGAAGUUCAGUGCCCAUCAAGUGCUGCGUCUCCGGGAGGGCUACAAGUACCAGCAGCAGAGCCUCAACAAGGUGCUGGAGAAUUUGCCCAGCUUUUACUUUGAGAAUUGUCGCGGACGCUGUGAGGAAGAUAUAGCCGAGGACAUAGACUGCUAUUUCAAAAGUCAAAUGGAGCUGGCUGGCUCUAAUGAGCUGAGUAUACAGAAAAUCAAAUUACAUUGGGCCGCUAACAAUGCCGCCAGCAGGGCAUCAAUCUAUUACACACCCCCGGACGAUGAUGAUCUGCGCUUGUCGCAUUUAAAUCUUCAACACACGCCGAUUCACAUCAACUACAUUGAUGAGAAUCUCGAUCAGCAGAAGCAGCUGGAGCAUGACUUCAAAAUGGAUCCACAUCUGCUGUUGUUCGAUGCCUCACGUCUUUACCUGAAUCCCGAGGGAGCCAGCAGCAGUGGCCAGGCAGCUGCUAUGGCGGCUGCCCUUGCUUUAGCCCAAUGCAGCAGCGUUGAGGACAACAAUCAAGAGCAAGAGGAGGAAAUGCAGCCUUUGACGCAGAUCAAUCGACUCGAUCUGGAGUCGAAUGAUGUAAAGAGCUCCAAAUCGUGUCCGGCCAUUUAUAAGGUGUCCAAGCAGCGGGAUGGCAGCACGCUGCACGAGCUGCUGACCAAGGACGGUGUGCCGCAUCAGAUGCUGCGCCUGAAUCCUGUCGAAAGCACGUUGGCCGUGCAACCGAAAAAGGAGAAGUUGAACAUUAUACUGGACGAGUGUGGAAAGGCCUCGCUGUGCAACGCCGAGCAGGAGCAGCAGCAGGAAGAGCAGCAUCGUCAGGCGAAUGAAGCGAAUGAAGGGUCCCCCGGUACUGACACACCGCCAUCGGUUUCCACUUGCGACUCCAACAGCCUAGCUGGCAGUUGCAGUGAUGUUUGCCCAUCGCCCAGCAAGCUGGACAACGCCUCACGGUUGCUUCCAUCAUCAUCAUCUGCAUUAAAUGCUUCUCCGCUCCAUGCAGUAGCUGCCGAAACCUAGAGAUUUUUUUUAUAAAUAUUAUUUGUAUACCCAACAACAAAACAGAAGAAGGAGGAAGUAUGAAUAGAAGCGACGAUAAAUGGAGCAAACACAUAUGCAAAUGAAAGUUAAUGUUAAAUGAUAAUGGUAAAUACUAAAUACACGUACAUUUGUAAGGCAGCAAACAAUAAUUACGUUUAGAAUUAAUUAGCGAAACUUAAUGAAUUCAACAUGCUGAACAUUCAAAGGUCUUUCAAGCACACAGCGAGAACAAAACUAACAAAACAUAAAUUAUAUACCCUAACAACCUACUUAUAUGCCUGAAAUUAAAGAAUUUUCGAAACUA
Drosophila miranda is the source of this 4320-nucleotide messenger RNA. RefSeq lists its product as uncharacterized. The transcript is spliced from 5 exons. NCBI's taxonomy places the organism in Eukaryota, Metazoa, Arthropoda, Insecta, Diptera, Drosophilidae. Gene Ontology annotation, molecular function: protein binding. The coding region runs from base 147 to 3995 and encodes 1282 amino acids. The record is from RefSeq and is a predicted model, not a curated record.